This is a messenger RNA of Populus trichocarpa (black cottonwood), 1117 nucleotides long. RefSeq names its product phytanoyl-CoA dioxygenase. The transcript is spliced from 8 exons. Gene Ontology annotation, molecular function: phytanoyl-CoA dioxygenase activity. Bases 83 to 931 code for a protein of 282 amino acids. The record is from RefSeq and is a predicted model, not a curated record. Lineage: Eukaryota; Viridiplantae; Streptophyta; Magnoliopsida; Malpighiales; Salicaceae.
AAGAAGGGCGUAUGUGCUCGCUCGCUGUCUUCUCUUAUCCCUCGUCAUUUCAUUUAUCAAUCAAUCUCUCUGAGUCACAGCAAUGGGGAUCACCGGAACUCUGAGUUCAGACCAGUUCGACUCGUUCAAUUCUCAAGGAUAUCUUGUGAUCGAAUCAUUUGCUAACCCUGAAGAUAUCGAAUCCAUGAUGAAGAGGAUGGAUAAGUUACUUGAUGAUUUUGAUUACACUAACGUCUCUGUUUUCUCUACUAAGAAUCAGCGAAAGGUUACUGAUGAUUACUUCUACCAGAGUGCUGAGAAUAUUUCUUUUUUCUUUGAAGAAAAAGCAUUUGGGGAUGAUGGAAGCUUAAAGCAACCAAAGCAACUAUCUAUUAACAAAGUGGGGCACGCCCUCCAUGAGCUUGACCCGGUGUUCAAAGGCUUCUCUAGCUCUGAGAAAUGUUCUGGUUUGUUAUCAUCGUUAGGUUACAAGAAACCAGUGAUCAUUCAGUCCAUGUACAUUUUUAAGCAACCAGGUAUUGGAGGUGAAGUAGUGCCACACCAGGAUAAUUCAUUUCUGUAUACUGAACCAACUACUUGCACGGGGAUGUGGCUGGCUCUGGAAGAUGCAACUCUACUAAACGGUUGCCUUUGGGCCAUUCCUGGAUCUCACAAAAAUGGCUUGGUCAGAAGGUUUCUUAGAGGGGAAAAUGGGGUGUACUUUGAUCAGCCUUCCCCUUCUUAUGACCAAAAGGAUUUUGUGCCUAUAGAAGUGAAAGCUGGUUCUUUGGUUCUCAUUCAUGGAGAUCUUAUCCAUCAAAGUUUUGAGAAUCAGUCCUCGAAAUCAAGGCAUGCCUACAGCUGGCAUGUGGUGGAUACUGAUGGCUGUAAAUGGGCGCCAGAGAAUUGGAUUAGAAGAAAAGUGGAGCCAGAGCCUCUAUAUGCAUCUUGAUCUUGCCUAACAGAUAAGAGUAUGAUCAAGUUUAAUAAAGUUGUCGUGUGAAUUUCAAUGUGCCUUUCAUAUUUGCUUGUCUGCAACAUGUAAAAUCGGGUCCGUGAGACCAUAAAUAACUUGUUAGCUGUAACUCCUGCUGCUAUUCAAAUAUUUAUUCCAGAAGCAGGUUGCCCUUUUUCUUCU